Manacus vitellinus (golden-collared manakin) is the source of this 4633-nucleotide messenger RNA. It is a transcript of the gene IL16, whose product is annotated as interleukin 16. The record is from RefSeq and is a predicted model, not a curated record. Gene Ontology annotation, biological process: induction of positive chemotaxis; leukocyte chemotaxis. Gene Ontology annotation, molecular function: CD4 receptor binding; cytokine activity. The coding region runs from base 1 to 4389 and encodes 1462 amino acids. Lineage: Eukaryota; Metazoa; Chordata; Aves; Passeriformes; Pipridae. The transcript has 21 exons.
AUGAAGAGGAACAGCCUUCUGCAGGAGUCAGGUUUGUCUGCCUCGCUGUUGAUAUUUAGCACCAGAGAAGCGGCGAAAGUUAUUGAAAGUAUCAUGCCACACAAAUGGGAGAAUGACAGGAAGAAGAGCAGUGGCUCUCUGAAGAUGGAUCAAAAGAGCAACGCUGGGAACAGGAAGUCGAGGAAGUUUCGCUCCAUUUCAAGAUCACUUAUACUUUGCAAUGCCAAAAACAGUGACGAUGGGUCAAGUCCCGACGAGAAAUGCCCCGAUCCCUUGGAGAUGUCUACCAGCUGGGGUCAAGAGGACUUGGACUGCUCUCCUAGAACACAAGUGCCAUGCACAUCGGAGACAGAAGACAGCCCACCCGAUCCUCCACGUGUGAUCACCAGCACGGUCCAGUCCAAAGCUGCUGCAAAUGAGAACUGCAACAACAUGAGAAGAAAGUUACUCACCAAGGACAGCUGCAUCUGCAGGCUGUGUGCAACGUCGGGGAGCAGCAGCUCAGGAUUCAAGUUCUCCAGGAGUCCAAAAUGUUCAUCCUUCUGGAAAGGGUUCACAGGCAGCCACGUGCCUGCUGAAGGCCGAGCAAGCAGGGAUGGUUGCCUGAGCCCAGGGGACGAACUGUUAACACUAAAUGGACAGUCACUUAAAGAUCUGCCCAGGAAGGAGGCCGAAUCUCUCAUUCACCCAACGACACGGCUGGUGAACAUCCUGAUGGCUAACAAAGAAACGCCAAGGGGCAAGGAAAGGCCUUUGGAAAUACAGAAUGGUUUUCUGCACAGUAAAUCUGCAUGUCAGAGGACUCGCAGUAACUCAGCCAGUGUGAGCCCGUUCUGGAUGGGGGAGGUGGAGAGCACGGCACCCCGGAGAGCUGUGCCCCUCAGGGACCGACAGCCCCACACUCUCCACACCAGCCGCAAAUCUCUUUCCCAGCAGCUGGACUGCUCUGCAGGGAGAGCCCCGGCAAUUUCAAGAUCAUCUAGAUCCCUAAGUACAGCACAGCUAGUGCACACUUCCUGUGGCUCACAGGCUUCAGUAAUUUCAAACAUUGUACUGAUGAAAGGACAAGGGAAGGGUUUGGGAUUCAGUAUUGUUGGAGGGAAAGACAGCAUUUAUGGACCAAUAGGCAUCUAUGUCAAAACCAUCUUUCCUGGUGGAGCUGCUGCUGCUGAUGGAAGGCUACAAGAAGGUGAUGAAAUCCUGGAGCUGAACGGAGAAUCCAUGCAUGGAUUAACACAUUAUGAUGCUUUACAAAAAUUCAAGGCCAAAAAGGGUCUUCUGACACUUACAGUCAGGACAAGCUUCAGCACACCUCAUUCUGCUUCCAGCUGUCAGUCACCCCUCUUGUGUCAGUCACUGAGCUCCAGCACAUGCAUAACCAAAGAAAACAGCUCUUUCAGUUCAGAAAGUGCAUCAUUCUCAUCAAAUCCUACAAAGCCCAAUGACAGGGUCAUAAUGGAAGUUACCCUAAACAAAGAACCAGGUGUCGGCCUUGGAAUUGGGUUAUGUAGCAUCCCUUACUUCCAGUGUAUUUCUGGGAUUUUUAUUCACACCCUCUCGCCAGGCUCAGUGGCACAUAUGGAUGGGAGACUCAGGUGUGGAGAUGAAAUUAUUGAAAUUAACGAAACUUCAGUACAAAAUACAACUCUCAAUGAAGUUUAUGCUCUGCUAAGCCACUGUGAUCCUGGUGCAGUACAAAUUAUCAUUAGCAGACACCCUGAACCACAGGUGUCUGAGCAACAGCUAAAGGAAGCUGUUGCACAAGCUGUGGAAAGCAACAGAUUUGGAAAGGAGAGACAUCAAUGGAGCACUGAAGGUGUUAAAAGACUGGAAAUGAGCUGGCAUGGAAGACACCCGUGUGAAAAACACAUUGAAAGAAAUGCUGCUUACUGCAACCGCAGGGUCCAGAGGCUGAUGACCCGCUCCAGCAGCGACAGCAGCUACAACCCCCGGGCCUCGUGUGGCACUGGUGCUCUGUACCAACUGACUGACCUGAAAGCAAGAGUACAUAGCGUUGAUGUACCAAUUACCAGACAACCUGGCCUGCUGUGCUCAUUCUCUGCUCAUAAUUCAGAGAGAAAUUCCCCUCCUACUUGUAGUGAAGUAGGUCGACCUUUGCAAAACACUAAGAAAUCAUCAGAGAUCCUGGUUAGAAAACCUAAGUCGUCAAAGCCCAAACCUCCACCAAGGAAAUACUUUAAGCAGGACUGCACAUGUGAUGACCAGUGUAACGCAGACAGAAAAGAAAAGCUUGUGUCAGAAGUGGCUGCAUCACCUUCUGCAAGUGUUCAGCAGGAAGUUGGAGAACCAAUGCUAGAGGGACACCAAACUGAUGUAACACACAGUGUCUUUACCACUUCUCCUACAGCACAUGAUACAGAACACACAACUGCUGCUCCAGUGGGCAGAGAUCAAGAAAGAAAAGAAAACUUAGGGACUCCACUUUCAUCAGUACAAAGGCCUGUACUUAAAAGACAAGCACGGGUAGAUUAUAGUCUUGAUACAACAACAACAACAACAGAAGACCCUUGGGUUAAAAUUUCUGAUUGCAUAAAAAGCUUAUUUAAUCCUACCAUGAGUGAAAACAGCGUCCAUUUAGAUUUGCAACCUGGCACUGACAAAAAGAAAGAGAAUCAAAAUCGAAGCAGCUCAGAGACAGUUCAGAAGAAAUCAGAAUCAGAGUUAGUCGGUUCAAAAGGGCUAAAAUCAGAUGAAAAUGACAGUGUGAAAAAGGGUCCUCCUGUUGCACCUAAGCCCACCUGGUUUCGCCAAAGCCUGAAAGGAUUGAAGAAAGCAAAUUCAGAUCUAAAACCACAAGCAAAUCAAAGUCCUCUUAAUCCUGACAGUAUUUCCAUCAAAAAACAAUCCAGUUUAUCACUUAUGUCUCCUGGAGGAUCAUCAAUAAAACAAAGAAUAAGCUCAUUUGAAUCCUUGAGUGCUCCGCAGUCACCUGAAAAGACACACCGAAGGUUCAGCCUGAAACCAUCAGUCCAGAAAGAAUCCUCUCCCACUGCAGCAGAGCCAGAGGUGGCUCCAGCCCAUUCAAACCAACCCUUCCUCCAACGCUGUGAAACCAGCCAGCAACAGCCACCUAUGCCCAUGGGUACAAAGAGCCUGGAUAGACCUUCCUCUCGCAGGGAGGAUAUUGCAGCCAGCUCAGAGAAAAGCAGCAGUGCCAGCACCGAAAUUUUAUCAAGUCUCUUAACAACAGGAGCCAUUGCAAAUUCCCAUCUUGUGUCAGUAGCAAAAGCACACAGUCUAAGGUCACGGAGCUUCCCACUUACUGCCAGGCAGGCUUGUGAGAUGAUGAAGCCACAUGACGAGAAGUGCAGCAAAAUCUAUUCCAUCAGUAACCAAGUGUCGUCUGCUUUAAUGAAAUCAUUGCUUUGCCUUCCUCAGUCUCCAGCCUCUCCUGGAAACAGUGCAUGGGAAACUGCAGACACAGUGUCUCAGUCCUCUGGGGAGGAGGACGGGACUUCUUUCUCACCUGCAAGUGACCAUCAUCACCUGGACACUGGGUUUUCACUAAACCUUUCUGAGUUGAGAGAAUACACUGUGAGCUUGGCAGACAAUGAGAAGGAGGAAGAGAGACAGGAACACAGCUCACCUCAAGCAUCCGGUGUGUCAGGGCAGUCAGUCAUCUCUCUGCUUUCCCCUGAGGAGUUAGCAAAGCUUAUAGAGGAAGUCAAAGCACUAGAUGAAGCAACGUUAAAGGAAUUUGAUGAUAUUCAUGUUACAAUUUUGCAUAAAGAAGAAGAUACUGGGCUUGGAUUCAGCCUGGCAGGGGGCAUUGAUUUAGAAAACAAAAUAGUAACAGUUCACAAAGUGUUUCCCAAUGGACUGGCAUCUCAGGAAGGAACUAUUCAGAAAGGAGAUGAAGUACUAUCCAUUAAUGGAAAGUCUCUCAAAGGUGUGACUCACAACGAUGCCUCAGCAAUCAUGCGACAGGCCCGCCAACCCAGACAAGCUGUUGUUGUCACUAGAAAACCUAAAGAUGGAGAAACAAAUCUCAAUGCUUCAAUCAACUCUAGUACAUCUUCAGUAGCAAGUGAUGCUUCACAAGAGUCUGCAACUGGAGAUACAAUCUGCACUGUAACUCUAGAAAAAACACCUGCCGGUUUGGGAUUCAGCCUGGAAGGAGGGAAGGGCUCUGUUCAGGGAGAUAAACCCAUCAUCAUCAACAGGAUAUUUAAAGGGACUGCAUUGGAACAGAGCAGCCCUGUUCAGCCUGGCGAUGAGCUGUUACAGGUGCACACAACGGCCAUGCAAGGACUCACUCGUUUUGAAGCAUGGAAUGUAAUCAAGGCAUUACCUGAUGGGCCCAUCACAGCCAUCAUCAAGAGGAAGAAUCAGAGCUCUGUUACCACCAAGUCAUCCGAAACUUUGUAAAGAGAGGAAUUAGACUACUGCCAAUAAUCAAACAAAGGAUUUUAUUACUUGCAGGCACUUGGUGAGCACAGCAAGAUGCUCAGAAAGCACACAUGAAGAGUAUAAAGGACAUCACUGCCAGUACAGAGAAAGCUGUCUGGGAUGCACCUAAGCUGUGCAGAAAAUGGGCAUGAUUCUUAUUCCAACAUUCAGAAACAGAUGUUAUAAAGUGUAGAAUUAUAAAAUAAUGACUUUAUUAACAAUA